AUGGCAAUAAAAACUCAAACCCGCAUCGCGCCCGCCACAGACACAAAUGGCCAGCGCAUAGGCAACGGCCUCUUCGCAACCGGCAAUAUACAUAAGGGCGACGACGUUCUCAUCGUCGACGCCCCCUUUGUCGCCGCGGUAGAAGAGAAAUUGCUCAAGAGGGUUUGCUCGGGGUGCUUUGAUACGUCGCGCCCGGGUAAGGUUGAUGUGCAGGGAUUGGUGAGAGGUUGCGUGAGGUGUAAGGUUGUUUAUUACUGUGAUAAGACAUGCCAACUCAAAGACUGGAAACGGGGCCACUCGCUUGAAUGUCCUAUUUAUGCAAGGCUGUCCCCCAGAGUCCUGCCGCUUAAUGUGCGCGCGGUUCUGAGGAUAUUGUUGCGCCAGCGCAGCGGGAAAGUCUCCAGGGAGGAGAAAGAUGACUAUGAGAGCUUUCUGGAACUGUGUUUUCCGGACGCGAAGCAUGCACGAGAUGGUCUUGAUUUGUUCCUGUUGGCCAAGGCUGUGCAGGAGUAUGGCGGUUUACAGGAGCUGGAGCAAGGGUUUAUAGCGUCUGUGUUUGGGAGGUUGGAUCUGAAUUCGUUUACUCUCACAUCCGCCUUUGGCAACACUCGCGGCGUCUAUCUGCAUCCCUACACAGCCCGCUUCAACCACAGCUGCGACUACAAUGCAACCUACUCGUUCGACCGCGGCGGCAAAUGCUACGUCAAGGCUAUCCGACCAAUUCAAAAGGAUGAGCAGAUCUUCAUCCCUUAUACGGACAGCACAUUCAGCGUGGGCACGCGCCGGAAAGAGCUCUACGAACGCUUCAAAUUUCAAUGCAACUGCAGCAAAUGCACGCACGAAACCAACAGCACGCCUGAAACACAGAUCCAGAACCGUGCUCGCGAAGAACAAGAUGCCGGUAGAGCCAUCGACGCAAUCUUCAAGGACUACCAUCCGAUCCACGACGCCGCCGACGUCGUCGUCGGCGGCGGCGGCUCGACGCUCACCACGCGCCUGACCAAUUUGCUGCACGCCUCCGAGGCAAAAUGUGACUGGGAAACGGUGUCUCGUCAACGACAACCACUAGCCUCUAUCCGCGUCGAUCUGAUGGGCGCCCAGCACACGGCGUGCAAAUUCAUGGAUCUCACCCUCAACGCGGCCAUUCAGCACCUCCGCAUCGACCCGGGCAUGUAUCCGGACGAAAACCACCCCGUGCGCCGCACCAACGCAUUCGGUUUUGCGCAGUAUGCCUUUUGUGCUUGGGAGGGUCGUCACGGGGACCGUAGUGUCGAUGAGGCGGACCAUGUGCUGUUGCACGCACAGUUGAAUCUGGGAGUUAUUGUUUGUAUAAGUAGCAGUAGUAGUAGUAGACGUCUGAGUGGAGGAGGAGAUAAGAAGAAGGGUGCAGAAGAGGGAGAAGGGAUGAUAGUAUGGCCCAACCCGAGCUUUAAGGAAGAGGCCAUGCGGUUUUUGUCUGCGAUUACGCUGCAUUGUCAGGAGAAUGGAAUUGUGAGAGGGAGGGAGAUGGAUGGCCUCAUUAUGCACAACUGGCGCAAGUUGGAGGUUUUGGUGGAUGCGACUUUGAGGCGGGAGAUGGGUUUAGCUCCGAGGCCGGCGAGGGACGAGGACUUGGAUCUUUAG
Molecule: messenger RNA, 1623 nt
Organism: Talaromyces atroroseus
Lineage: Eukaryota; Fungi; Ascomycota; Eurotiomycetes; Eurotiales; Trichocomaceae
Exons: 4
Coding region: 1-1623 (540 amino acids)
Cellular component (GO): nucleus
Molecular function (GO): protein binding
Source: RefSeq, a predicted model, not a curated record